Messenger RNA from Cololabis saira (Pacific saury), 1004 nucleotides. RefSeq lists its product as uncharacterized. The record is from RefSeq and is a predicted model, not a curated record. Lineage: Eukaryota; Metazoa; Chordata; Actinopteri; Beloniformes; Belonidae. The transcript has 2 exons. The coding region runs from base 275 to 574 and encodes 99 amino acids.
AUAGGUUACGACGGAAACUCUCGCUUCACGGUGGGAGCUAACGGAGCUAACGGAGCUAAGGCAGAUCUACUUCACCUGAAACCCGUCACCCCCUUCACCCCCCGGUGAUCCACCGGAACCGUCCGGGACGAGGAGACCGACGGCCCAGCGGGUUUUAUUCACGUCAUUGAGAAGGUUUGUGCCGGGUCCGGGUAGAGCUGAACCGGUCCGGACGUCUUUGAGCCGUCUCCCUCCUGGAACCGUUGCUCCGCAGCAUGCUGGUCCGCCGUCCACCAUGUCGGACUGUGACCCGGACGCUGUAGAGGAGCCGGGCCACCCGGCGGGCCCCGCCCGCCCCCCCCUGGCAGCUAAGGCCCUGUCGGAGACGUUUGUGCGGCUGCGGUACCAGGACGCGUCCCUGCUGAUCUGGCAGCAGCAGCAGCAGCAGCAGCUUGCGGCGGCGGCGCCGUCCACCUACCUGAGCCGGUCCCAGUCCAGCUGGUACAGCAGCUACGGGAACCAGGCCGUGCUGGUCCGGGACAAGAGGGGCCUGCAGGGAGCAGACGGACAGUCCAGGAUCUGCAGCCUCAUGUAGACCUGAACCGGGAACGUGGGCCGGACUUGUACCGGCUCAGACCUGGUCCUGAACUAGAGCGUUGUGGAGGAAACGCCACAGAAACGGCUGAAUCACAGUUACAAAGCAAGUCUGGGUUUUCAGAGACGCUUGAGUUCAGGUUCACCCUCGUAGUCGGGGACCCCCGCACUCCGGACACCUGUCCAGCCUGAACAGAGCGACAAGCGUCCUCCCAGAAUGCACUGCACUGACCUCAGGUCUGACUACGCACCUUUCCAAAGUGAUUAUGGGAAAUGUAGACGCUCAGGUCAGGCAGGAUCUCCGUCAUGUGACCCAAGUCUCCAAAACCGCUAUUAAAGUGCUUUUAGAAGAUGUGUAGUUUUGUUGUCCUUCUGGAACAAAUACUGACUUCAUCCUGCACCUAUAGAGGGAAUGGGCAUGACGUCACAGA